GUGUUUGGAGGGGAGGGCUGGCUGCAAGACCUGCUGCUGGCUGCAGCGUUUUCUCUCUUAUGACACUGAAAACAUGGGGACGGGUGUCCCUAAAAGGCUGCUCAGAAGGAAUUUUUCGCUCCACUUUGCACCUGAUGUGUUUCAGGGGAAAGCUCUUAGUAGAGUCCGGGGCAAACACGGGGAAGGGGUUAGCACUGAGGUUUGCGUAUCCUACAUCUCCUUUACCAGGGUACAGGAAACCUGGGCGGGAGCCAUGCUUGUGGCCUGGUGGGUCUGGUGUCCUCAUGUCUGGCUGUUGCCAGCCUUGGGGUCAGCCCCAUGCUUGUCUGGCCAGACAUGGGCAGAGUGGAGGGGCGUCCCUGGCUCCUUUGGAUGGCCCAUUUGGAUGCUGUAGCUCCUGCGCUUGCCCUCUCUGCUGCUGCCUGGGGGCUCUGCAGCUGGCACAGCAGCACACGGUCCCCACUGGAGGGACGUUGCAGAGUGGCACCGCUCCCUGGCGCUACACUGAGGCGAGCACUUGGCCCAGGCUUAGAAUAUGCCUUGCAGGACCCCGGGGCAGCCUUGCUGCUUAAUAUUGAUGGACUCUGCCUGUGUGGAGGCCUGGGGGCCCUAACCCUGCAGAUCAUUUUCGCAGCUGCUGUGCUGGCUCAGGUUCCUCCUUGCUUACAGCACAGCUCUCAGGUGGGACGAGGGGCUCCGCAGGCAGGGGGGCACUUCACAGCAUGGCCUCUGCUUGGGGCUGCCCCUGGGCUGCUCCUCUGCCAGUGCAUGGUGGUGUCUGAGGUGGAUCCAGGGGAGGGAAAGGAGGAAAGCGCUGGGACUCUAGAAUGGGGCUGUGAGGUUGGGAGAGGAGCAGACUUGGUCCAGAGGUCAAAGUGAAGUAGCAUCCAGACUCAGGGUUUUGGGGGUGAGGAGAGGGAUCAGGGGAGGAGGGGUAAUCCUGGCCUGGCUCCCUCACGUCUGUCUUGUGCAGGUUCCCCCACUAACAAACCUGUUGGGAAGGGCUGGUUCUGGGAUCAUCCCUGGAACUAGCCCAGCAUCCUGGAUGCUCAUGCCUUCUCUGGUUUCCUCUGAGUCAGACUCUCCGUGUCACUCCCCCGGCCCCCUCCCCGCCGGGAAAGACGAGAUGAGGCCAGAGAGUAUCUGAACCCAGACACCGAGGGGCCUGUGCCCCCCAGCCCAUGCAGAAAGCUGUCCCAGCAGCAGUGGCCCUACAGCCUCCAGGAGUCUGGGCUCAGCUCCCCCUGCUCUGCAUCCUUGCGCAGGGCAAAGGAGAGGGCCCCACUCUGCAGGCGUGGCACGGCAGGGAUGAGGAGCCGGCAGCGGAUGUUUGCAGCGGUGAUGCGCCUGCUCCUCAAGUGCCUGCGGCUGGGGCGGCGGCGGCGGUUUAAGCUGGUGUGGCAGGCGGAGCAGCUGUGGCACUAUGGGCACCUCUGCCUCCGCUCCCUGCUCUACAAUUCCUUCACCAACAGCGACGUGGUGCUUGACUCCCUCUUCGAGCCCAUCUACUGGCUGGUGGACCAUGUCACCCGGUGGUUCGGAGUGGUUUUUGUGGCACUGGUGAUCGGGCUGACGAGCUCCAUCGUGGCCAUUGUGUAUAUCUGCCUGCUGCCCCUCAUCCUCCAGACCUACACACCUGCCUGGAUCUGCUGGCAUCUGGCCUAUGGCCACUGGAACCUCAUCAUGAUCGUCUUCCACUACUACAAGGCCAUCACAACCUCACCUGGGCACCCACCACAGGCCAAGAAUGAUCUCACCGGCGUCUCCAUCUGCAGGAAAUGCAUCGCCCCCAAGCCAGCUCGCACCCACCACUGCAGCAUCUGCAACAGGUGUGUGCUGAAGAUGGACCACCACUGCCCCUGGCUAAACAACUGUGUGGGACACUACAACCACCGCUACUUCUUCUCCUUCUGCUUGUUCAUGACCAUGGGCUGCAUCUACUGCAGCAUCAGCGGCUGGGAGAUGUUCCGGGAUGCCUAUGCAGCCAUUGAGAGAAUGAAACUGCUUGAGAAGGAGAGACUGCAGGUGGCUGCCAACCAGACGUACUACCAGACCCCACCGCCCACCUUCUCCUUUCGCCAGCGAGCUUUCCACAAGAGCGUGGUCUACCUCUGGGUGCUGUGCAGGAAAUUAAAUGAGCCCUUACAGAGCUGUGGGUGCAGAGAGACAUUCUCAGCCCUCCACAGCAGUGGCACCAGGGAAGGAAGGCCUGUGUGCAGCCUGCUGUCCCUUGCUGUCCCCAGCUCGGUUGCAUUGGCCCUGGGUGCCCUCACGCUGUGGCAUGCUGCCCUCAUCACCCGCGGGGAAACCAGCAUUGAGCGGCACAUCAACAGGAAGGAGAGGCAGAGGCUGCAGAAGAAAGGCAAGGCACUGGCUCACCCGUGUCCUGCUGCCCUCUCCUCACUUGCCCCACGGGACAGGACUGAGCUGGGACCUGCCUCCCUGCGUGACCCAGCAGCACACCCCACUCCUGGCCAUCUGAGCCCCGGUGCUGCAGACAUCCCUCCCCGCAGGCAGGGGAGCGCGCUGGGGACCCGCUCUGCCACCAUGACUCCCUUUGGCCCAAGCACCUCGUGGAAGGCUGGUGCUGACACAUACCAUUGAUCGGAGUCACGGGAAACUGUUUGGACAGUGUCGGUGCCUGGACACCUGCUCUCAGCUCCUUGGUGGCUGCAGGCAGCCCUGGGGAAAGGCAGCAGAGCUGCCGCUCUGCGCUCCCACUGAAGGUGCUGCCCUCGCCAGCACAGGUACGGGUCGGCACAGGGUCCAGCUCAACUCCACGGCAGGGCAGGGGCAGAGGCAAAGGAUGACGCCCUGCCCCCAGGCACACCCCAGGGAGCCUUUUAAAGACCAACUAAUAAAUAUUUUUUUCUAAGAAA
Columba livia (rock pigeon) is the source of this 2879-nucleotide messenger RNA. It is a transcript of the gene ZDHHC16, whose product is annotated as zinc finger DHHC-type palmitoyltransferase 16. The transcript has 10 exons. Gene Ontology annotation, molecular function: palmitoyltransferase activity. Gene Ontology annotation, biological process: protein palmitoylation. Gene Ontology annotation, cellular component: Golgi apparatus. The record is from RefSeq and is a predicted model, not a curated record. The coding region runs from base 1309 to 2604 and encodes 431 amino acids. Lineage: Eukaryota; Metazoa; Chordata; Aves; Columbiformes; Columbidae.